CAAUACUAAACACCCCUCUAAUGGUAACAUUGUUUGUGAAUUGGCGUAAAACACAUGCAUUUGUUUGUAAAUAAAAAUUGAGCCAAACUUUGGUUUGAAUUGUGUUUGAAUUGAGUGUUAAUUACAGUAAUUGUCGGCCAAAUGGAGGCCAACGAAGGCAUGAAUGAGAUAUUGAAUGCCUUACAGAAAGUGGAGGAAUGCGCCGAAGAUAUCAUUGUCAACAAACAAGAGAUGAUUGCUCUGAACGUCAAGUUAAACAAAAACAGGGAAGCGUUGAAUGCAUUGAAAAGGCGUAAAGAGUAUACCAAUGAUUCAGAUAAGUUGUGGUUAUGUUUUGGCAACUCUUUCAUUAAACAAAGUGUCAGUUCCGCCAAAAGUGUGAUAACUGAAGACCAAAACCAAUUGACGAAACGGAUUGAAGAGCUGAGGAAUGGUCUGAAACCAAAAGUGGAUCAAUUGAGACAAUUGGAGGGCAAAGAAGAGUUGAAAGGAUUUAAUCUGAAACCACUCGCCAAACAAGAGUUAUCCGCUUUGAAUCAAUUGCUUUGAUAUUUAUGCUAAACAUUUGUUGCGUUAAUUGUUUUGUAAAAUAUUAUAAUAAUUAGAUUGCAAUCAUUUAUUUAAUAAAUUGUUAACUUUUAUAAUAUAUACAAAUGAUUUCAAAUUGCAAUGAAUUU
Messenger RNA from Medioppia subpectinata, 677 nucleotides. NCBI's taxonomy places the organism in Eukaryota, Metazoa, Arthropoda, Arachnida, Sarcoptiformes, Oppiidae. The record is from the annotation of a GenBank genome assembly.